Molecule: messenger RNA, 1539 nt
Organism: Exophiala spinifera
Lineage: Eukaryota; Fungi; Ascomycota; Eurotiomycetes; Chaetothyriales; Herpotrichiellaceae
Exons: 3
Coding region: 1-1539 (512 amino acids)
Biological process (GO): NADP+ biosynthetic process; NAD+ metabolic process
Molecular function (GO): NAD+ kinase activity
Source: RefSeq, a predicted model, not a curated record
AUGGGAAGUGACUCCAGCAGUGAGGACGACUACAAUCGUAAAAUUGAGGUUGUCUUCGAUUCCGAAACGGCUCGUCGCCGAAAGUCCUCUUUUGUUCUCACCGACCAACCGAGAGUCGACAAAUCGAGGCGCCCGCACGCGGAACGUGCAAAGUCGCAAUGCCUCGUCCACCAAAUCGUCGAGAAGACCAAAGUCGAGUCAGAACUGGAACAGAUCGAUGAAGUUGAGCCAAGCGUGGCGACGGAAAGUAUUGACAGAGAGCCGAUGCUCGGUAAAGAAGAAAACCGACCCGUCGAGUCGCGGUUGCUCACGAAGAAACAAUUGAGUGACAUGGCCAUUAGCGUGAGGGCUCUGGCGAAAAAGCUGGGAAACCUAAAGGUCAGACUGAAGAUCAGGGCAAUCUUCCUACUCACGAAGAUCCAUGACAAGACAUUGAUCGUCAAGACACGGGAGGUGGCCAGGUGGCUCCUGUCCAGAGACCGAUCUGUGCCGUAUAUCGUCUACGUCCAGGACAUCUUGCAGGAGAACCCUUCGUUCGAUGCAGCGGGGCUCGUGGCUGAAGAUCCCUCAUACGGCGAACGAUUAAAGUAUUGGAACGUCAAUCUUGCCAGGAGACGGCCUCAUACGUUCGACUUUGUCAUCACCUUGGGGGGUGACGGCACAGUGCUUUACGCGAGCUGGUUAUUUCAAAGAGUCGUACCCCCGGUGCUGUCCUUUGCGUUGGGCUCGCUUGGCUUCCUGACAAAGUUCGACUUUGACUCUUACCAGACUACGCUGUCCCAGGCCAUCAAGGAUGGCGUGACGAUAAGUCUGAGGUUACGAUUUGAAGGCACAGUCAUGAGAUCGCAGAAGCGUCAUGAUGACGCUGAUCAUCGUGAUAUUGUCGAAGAGUUGAUCGGUGAAGAAGCCGAUGAUCGCAAGACACAUGUUCCAGAUGGAACAUUUGAGAUCCUGAAUGAUAUCGUGGUUGACAGAGGUCCGAAUCCCACCAUGUCCACGAUCGAACUCUUUGGAGAUGAGGAACACUUGACAACUGUUCAGGCCGACGGCAUCUGUGUGGCUACUCCGACUGGUUCCACGGCAUAUAAUUUGGCCGCGGGAGGGUCUCUCUGUCACCCGGAAAACCCAGUGAUCCUGGUCACGGCCAUCUGCGCGCAUACCCUGUCGUUCCGCCCGAUUAUCCUUCCUGACACCAUUGUUUUGCGACUCGGCGUGCCUUACGACGCCCGCUCGAAUUCUUGGGCAAGCUUUGACGGACGGGAACGAAUUGAGUUGUUCCCGGGAGAUUAUGUCACAAUAUCGGCUUCGCGGUAUCCUUUCGCCAACGUCAUGCCGCCGGGACGCCGCAGUGAAGACUGGGUCAACAGCAUAUCAAGAACGUUACAAUGGAACUCGAGACAACGGCAAAAGGCGUUUGUAGAAUGGGAUGGGGAGAAUAAUGAGACCAAAGAAGCCAAUGGCAAGAAUCCUCAGUCAGAUGAUAACCGCCAGGAUAAGAAAAGAGGCGGACAAGGUCAUCCAGGGUGGCACCAAGAGUAG